AUGGGUCGCGUUCGUACCAAGACCGUCAAGAAGUCCGCCAAGGUCAUCAUUGAGCGGUACUACCCCAGGCUGACGCUCGACUUCGAGACCAACAAGCGGGUGUGCGAUGAGAUUGCCAUCAUCGCCUCCAAGAGGCUGCGCAACAAGAUUGCCGGCUACACUACCCACCUCAUGAAGCGUAUCCAGCGUGGUCCCGUCCGCGGUAUCUCCUUCAAGCUCCAGGAGGAGGAGCGUGAGCGCAAGGAUCAAUACGUCCCCGAGGUUUCCGCCCUCGACUUCUCCGAGGCUGGCCAGCUCGAGGUCGACGCCGAGACCAAGGACCUGCUCAAGCACCUUGGCUUCGACUCGAUCCCCGUCAACGUUACUACCGUCACCCAGAGCCCCGUCAUCGAGCGCGGCGGCAGGCGGUUCGGCGGUCGC
Molecule: messenger RNA, 420 nt
Organism: Thermothelomyces thermophilus ATCC 42464
Lineage: Eukaryota; Fungi; Ascomycota; Sordariomycetes; Sordariales; Chaetomiaceae
Exons: 3
Biological process (GO): translation
Cellular component (GO): ribosome
Molecular function (GO): structural constituent of ribosome
Source: RefSeq, a predicted model, not a curated record